Messenger RNA from Capsella rubella, 1560 nucleotides. Its product is annotated as UV-B-induced protein At3g17800, chloroplastic. The record is from RefSeq and is a predicted model, not a curated record. NCBI's taxonomy places the organism in Eukaryota, Viridiplantae, Streptophyta, Magnoliopsida, Brassicales, Brassicaceae. The transcript has 3 exons. Bases 107 to 1372 code for a protein of 421 amino acids.
UCGACAAAUUUUCUCUACAUUCUUCUUCUUCUUCCUUUUUCUCUUUUCUCUGGCCCUAAAGGUUCGAUUUUUUUGCUUCUCUGAGAGGGUGGGUAAUCAAUUAAUCAUGGACGCCGUGGCUGCGAAUUUGGUUCAGUCGUCCAUCUCACUACGUCAAUCGCCCGAUAAGUCGAUGUUCUUGACGCCCAACUGUCCUGGCUUCAUGCGAUUCGGCUCCGGACCUCAAUUUCGUCUCAGACAAAAGUCUUCUAGACCAUUGCAAAGCCGAACUAGUAAUGUGAGCUCUCGGAGGAGUUUUGUGGUUAAAGCUUCAGCUUCUUCUGGUGGUGAUGCUUCUACCGAUUCAAUCGCGCCACUUCAGUUGAAGUCUCCUGUUGGGCAGUUUCUGUCACAGAUAUUAGUGAGCCAUCCUCAUCUUGUUCCAGCAGCUGUUGAACAGCAACUUGAACAGCUCCAAAUCGAUCGAGACGCUGAGGAACAGAUCAAGGAUGAUUCCUCUGUCCCUGGAACAGACAUUGUUCUCUACAGGAGAAUUGCUGAAAUUAAGGAGAAAGAGAGAAAAAGGGCUUUGGAAGAGAUUUUGUAUGCUUUAGUGGUUCAGAAGUUCAUGGACGCUAAUGUUUCACUUGUACCAUCCAUAACCUCAUCAUCUGCUGAUCCUUCUGGUCGAGUUGAUACUUGGCCAACUCUAGAUGGGGAACUUGAGAGACUUCACUCGCCUGAGGUUUAUGAGAUGAUUCAGAAUCAUCUUUCCAUCAUCCUCAAAAACCGCACUGAUGAUCUGACAGCAGUUGCGCAGAUUAGCAAACUUGGAGUUGGACAGGUAUACGCUGCUUCCGUGAUGUAUGGGUAUUUCCUGAAGAGGAUCGACCAAAGGUUUCAGCUCGAGAAGACGAUGAGGAUUCUUCCUGGUGGCUCAUAUGACGGUGAGACUAGCAUUGAGCAAGCAGGCCCAGAAACAGAGAGAAGCUUCUACGAAGAAGCAGAAGAAACCUAUCAGGCUGUAUCCUCGAACCAAGAGGUUGGUUCAUUUGUGGGAGGUAUCAACGCUAGUGGUGGCUUUAGCAGUGAAAUCAAUCAGUCCCGGUUAAAGACAUAUGUUAUGUCCUUUGACGGAGAAACCCUUCAAAGGUACGCUACAAUAAGAUCAAGAGAAGCUGUGGGGAUAAUUGAGAAGCAUACAGAGGCAUUAUUUGGGAGGCCAGAGAUAUUGAUAACGCCACAAGGCACAAUUGAUUCGUCGAAGGAUGAGCAUAUCAAGAUCAGCUUCAAGGGAUUGAGGAGGCUUGUGUUGGAGGCUGUGACGUUUGGAUCUUUCCUCUGGGACGUGGAGAGUCACGUAGAUUCAAGGUAUCACUUUGUACUGAACUGAAACGGUCUUAUGUGUUUGGUGAGGAAUGGAUGUGCCACAUUAUUUGUUCUUUGUAAUAUAUGCAACUGUGAACUGACCAACUAAUAUUUGUUUCCCUAGAAAUUGAGUUUAUCAAUACCCAUUUUAUUGGUAAUGACCCAUUUUAUUUGUAAUGAUACAUUCGCAAUCAAUUUGUGUUAUUCUUCUUA